Messenger RNA from Ilex paraguariensis (yerba mate), 2149 nucleotides. Lineage: Eukaryota; Viridiplantae; Streptophyta; Magnoliopsida; Aquifoliales; Aquifoliaceae. The record is from the annotation of a GenBank genome assembly.
UGUUGGUAAUGCACUUGAUAAUAUGAAUGAUAAGGGGGAAGUUUCUAGAAGUAGUGGCCUUGACUUGCAGAAAACAGAGCAUCUUGUUGAAGAUCAGGCAACGACUGCACCCAAAGGCAAGGAAAAUCAUUAUUUGCAAGAAAUAAAUGUUGAGAUGUCUCCAAGUUCCUUACAGCCUGAAGUCAAAGUGAAAGCAGAAGUCGAACUUGAUAAUACUACAGGGGUCUCUAUUGUGACACUGUCACCUCCUAAUGAUGUAAAAUUGGAUGGCGUGAAUCCCUUGGCCCAACAUGUAGGGAUUUCUGCUGAUCAAUUGUCUGAAAAUUCUAAAAUGGAUGAUGAUGCCACAGCUAGUUUUCAAUUCAGUGUCCAUAAAGUGCAAGAUACUGACAGGUUUAUGGCAAAAGUUGGUGAUUCACAAGCAGAUGGAGCUGAUGCAUCAGUCAAUGAUCCCUAUCAAGCUAUAUGUCAUUUGUCAGGCGCAGAAAGUUCCAUGGCGGUGUGGAAAAGUUCUUCUGAAUUGAAAUAUGGUUUAAGACCUGCUGAAGAGACAUUGAAAUCAGGGAGCACAGUCUUAUGUCCUCCAGCAAAAUCCAGUCCGAUUAAAAUGGUAGUAUCCAUGGGAAAAUCCUCUCCAACUUUGUCGGCCAAUUUGAUUUCUAAAUCCUCGGUUUCUGAUAGCCGUAGGCCUGUAAGUGUUCAAAAUCAUAAUUCUAGUGCUAAACAGAAGGGAACGUAUGAUGGCAGUGUCAGUAGUAAGAAAGACAAUGCCUUGAAUGAUUUGGUUAGAGAUGGAGAUAGUUGUGAAAGGGCAAAAAAAAAUGUGACAGAGUAUUCAAAAACUUCUGUCAGUUCUAUACCGAAAACAGCACACUCAAUCAAGUUCUCACAUGCUUCUGUAUCUAAGAAAACCUUGUCUGAUUCAAAGCAUCCUUUGGUUUCUUCAUCUUCUAAAACAUCAUCAGCCCAGAACAUUGCAGCUGCUCCGGACUAUCGAGAGUUGGGCUGUUCAUCGCAAACUGAUAGUGCUUCGCAUGUACAAAAUAAGAGUACAGCCUCAAAUUUACCCCACAGAGGUGAAAAAACUAACCAGUUAAAUUGCCAGCCAUCAUCCAAGAUGAACCAUGCAGCACCAAUGCACCCGCCUGCUCCUUCAAACUCCCCUGCUACACUGAGCGAUGAAGAGCUUGCUCUACUUUUGCAUCAAGAACUUAACAGUUCUCCAAGAGUUCCUCGAGUGCCACGCAUGCGUCAAGCUGGUAGCUUACCUCAAUUAACUUCUCCAACUGCUACGAGCAUGCUAAUGAAGCGGACAUCUAGUUCUGGAGCAAAAGAUCACGGUUUGGUUCCUAGAAGAAAAAGCAAGGAUUUAGCAAAAGACGGGCCACGAAGUUAUCGCGAUCCUGAUGAUGAAGCUAAGAAAUUGGAUAGAGUAGCUUCUUCGCUUGAUCAGAGAAAACAUGAUUCAGCAUGCUCAGCAGGUGCUGUUACCAAGAGGGAGACGGACUAUGGGCCACCAAAAGAAGUGCACUCUGUCAUGAAGAGUAUCCCUCCUGCCUCUACUGCAAGCAGUGGUCCAUCUUCCUCCACUGAGGUUAAUGAACAGAAUUUGUCAUCCACUCGCAACUCACCCCAAAAUGCCUCUGACGAUGAUGUUGAUACAGUGGGUCGUCAUGCCCAUCGCACUUUACCUGGCUUGCUUGCUGAGAUCAUGGGUAAGGGCAAGCGCAUGACAUAUGAAGAACUCUGUAAUGCAGUUCUGCCACACUGGCCUCACUUGAGGAAGCAUAAUGGAGAGCGGUAUGCAUAUUCAAGUCACUCACAGGCUGUUCUUGAUUGUCUGAGGAAUCGAAAUGAAUGGGCUCGGUUGGUUGAUCGUGGUCCCAAGCUUGAUUGUGACAAGCACCAGCAGAAUGGCUGUUUUGUGGAAGCUAUAUAUGAGGCCAAAGGUAUUGUGGCAAAGUUGGUAAAAUGCGGCAAGACAUCUAAUGGGUGGGGACCGUGGGGUGGGUUUGUUAGUGCGAGUCCAGGACCAUACUACGGUAUACUUUUAUCUGUUCCUGCGACGAAUGUAGGUACCUCUGGUCCAGAUUGGCUGGAAUUGGUAGAGAUGGAUUUCAUUCAGAACCAGUUUCAAGCUGUUAAUUAA